AUGUCUGAGCUUUCCAUUCCCAAGACCCAAACCGCUGCUAUAGUCCGGAAACAGGGUGGACCGGUCGAAUUCGACGACAACUACCCCGUUCCCCAGGCUGGAGAGAACGAAGUCCUGGUCAAAGUCCUGUAUACCGGUGUGUGUCAAAGUGACUUGCACACCAAAGCUGGAACUGCUACUGGCGCCGAUGGCCUCCCCAUCACAAACAUCAAACUUCCGCACGUCGGUGGACACGAAGGUGUAGGCCGUGUCGUCGCAUUGGGCCCCAAUAUGUCGCCGGACGAGACCCUCCACCAAGGGACUUUGGUGGGGGUUCGCUUCGCUUCCCGCGUGUGUCAUGAAUGCGAGUAUUGUGUCUCCGGCCGAGAACAACACUGUCAGAAGGCGACGAACCAUCUGCACCAUGAAGAUGGAAGCUUUCAACAGUAUUGUGUGCUCGACACCAAGUACUUGACCUUGUUGCCGCAAGACAUUGACCCCAAGGUGGCGGGACCGGCACUCUGCGCCGGCGUGACGGCAUAUAAAGCCGUUCGCAAUGCAGAUGUGAAAGAGGGAGAGUGGCUCGCCGUCAUUGGUGCGGGCGUCCAAUUGACCAUAGAAACAGUGCAAUACGGCCUUGCCAUGGGCGCCCAGGUCAUUGGCGUCGAUGCUGGUGCUGAGAAGCAGCGCUUCAUCGAAUCACUUGGAGCCAAAUUCCUGGAUUUCACCAAAUGUCGAGACCUUGUGGAUGAAGUCAGGAAAAUCACAGCUGGAGGCACGCAUGCAGUCGUGGUCACCAGUGGCCACCCUCGGGCCUUUCAAAAGCUGGCCGACAUGAUCAGGAUCGGCGGAUCGCUAUGUAUGGUGGGCAUUCCACCAGGAGAUGCACAUUUGGACAUACCCAUUGCCACCAUCGUCAUCAGAGGACUCAAGAUUCAAGGGAAUCUGGUAGGGUCUCUCAAGGAGACACUGGAGGCCGUGGAUCUGGUCCGCCUUGGCAAGGUGAAGCCACACGUCCAAGUUAGACCUUUUCGGGAUCUACCACAGGUGUAUGAGAUGCUGGAGAAGGGUGAUAUACCUGGUCGGAUCGUGUUGCAGCUGUAG
Molecule: messenger RNA, 1083 nt
Organism: Capronia coronata CBS 617.96
Lineage: Eukaryota; Fungi; Ascomycota; Eurotiomycetes; Chaetothyriales; Herpotrichiellaceae
Product: alcohol dehydrogenase
Exons: 4
Coding region: 1-1083 (360 amino acids)
Molecular function (GO): oxidoreductase activity
Source: RefSeq, a predicted model, not a curated record